UAGGAUGAGGGCGGAGUACGCCUGCGAGCCGAAUGCUGCCACUUUUAACUGCUUGGUUGAUGCUUUUUGCAGGGCGGGGGAGAUCGGUAGGGCCUUUGAGCUCGUGGGUCGGAUGGAGCGGGAAGGGGUUCGGCCGAAUGUUGUGACUCUCAACACUUUAGUCUCCGCGAUGUGUAGAGACGGGAGGGUUGGCUGCGCUCUUGAUUUCUUUCGUCGGAAGAGGGGUGACUGGAUCGAUGCUAGAGGCAAUGCGGUCACUUACACUAACCUCAUUAGCGGUUUCCUGCAUACGAAUAAUGUGGGCAGAGCUAUGGCGUUGUACGAUGAGAUGAUCGGAGAAGGCCAGUCUCCGGAUCCUGUAUUGUAUUUUACUCUCAUCUCGGGGUUGACCCAAGUGGGGAAAGUGGAGCAAGCUAGCUCGGUCGCGUUGGACAUGAAGAGAGCUGGAUUCCGACUUGAUACGAAGAGCUAUAAUAUCUUGAUCAGCGGGUUUUGUAAGAGAAAGAAGCUUGAUAAGGCAUGGCUGAUGUUUGAAGAGAUGAAGGAGAGUGGACUUAAGCCUGAUAUAUUUACUUACAACACCUUGAUUGCUGCUUCGUGCAAGGGUGGCGAUUUUUCAACGGCAUGUCAGCUGCUGAGCAGGAUGAAAGGUGACGGCUUUAGUCCUUCUGUAGUCACCUAUGGUGCUUUGAUUCAUGGAUACUGUAAAGCUGGUAAUCUUGAAGAGGCCAUAAAGCUUUUUCAGAGUAUGGUAGUGACUCCAAAUACUGUUAUAUUUAACAUAUUAAUCGAUGCUCUUUGCAAAGAAGAAGAAGUUGAUGCUGCGAUACAACUCAUGGAUUUGAUGAGGAACAAGGAUGUCCCUCCGAGUGUUGCUACCUAUAACGCAAUGUUCAAAGGGCUUCGUGCAAAGAAUAUGUCGGAUGUGGCAUUCAAGCUGAUGGACAGAAUGAAAGAGGAGGAUUGUCUUCCUGAUUACGUUACUAUGGACAUUCUUACUGAGUGGUUAUCAGCUAUUGGCGAGGCUGAGCGACUGAGGUCUUUUGUUCAGGGGAAGAGGGAUGUGCCUCUUGUGAGAACAGUCCAUGACUGAAUCAUUCUAAAUCAUCAAUAAGGUUUUCUUGCAGUUUACAAAUGGGAAGAAAAAUCUCAGAAUCAGGCUGAGAUUUGCUCAAGGAGUGGCUGGGUAUUUCCUGGUGAAUGUUGGCUGCAUGUACAAAUUUGGUAGGAUACCUUUUGUUAAACUGUUGGAAGUUAGCUCGGUUCCUUGUAGUUCCACUAUGCUAAAUUUUCCAGCCUAAUGAAAUUUCCGUCAUCAAUUGAUUGUUUUAGUUUAAGUUUGGAAUCGACUGGAUUCUAAGGGAUCAUAGGGUGCCAUGGGACACUAAACCACAAGUGGACAAGGAAUAUUACGGUUGAAGUAUUUGUUGACAGCUUGCUUUCUCUCAGGUUAGCUCUUGUCUAGUCACUCCAGGAUUAGCUUAGAGCACACAGUAUUUGCAGAAUGCAGAGGGAGAGGGAAUAGCUACCUUGUAAAGAAAGCAUAUUGGAUUUGUAGAUGGCCGGGAUGCAAGCUGCUGGAAUUGUCUCAAGAUGGGUAUGUUGAAGUUUUGGAUUCACAGGCUUUGAGUCAGUUUUAUCAGCAAAUUGUGCAGGGGAGAGUUGGGGAUCAAUUGCAAUUGCAGCAGCAUCGAGAACAGGGUUCCGUUGUGGGAAAAGAUGAUUCGCAAGAUUCGAGUUUCGAGAAAAAGUUUAGAACUUUUUUUUCAAUGUGUUUAGGAUAUUUAUGUGUUAUAUGUUGGGAAUUUUGAUGUUUUUGCAGGUGUAGAUUGAUGGUGACCAAAUAUGUGUAUGGAGGACAUUUUCGGAUUGAGGUGUGUAGAUAUUGUAAGAGUUUAUUUCUAGUUAAAUUCUUAUUGACACUGUAAUUGGCUGUUUUAUGAACAAUAAAGGUGGGCAUUUCUUA
Asparagus officinalis (garden asparagus) is the source of this 1966-nucleotide messenger RNA. RefSeq names its product pentatricopeptide repeat-containing protein At3g61520, mitochondrial-like. The coding region runs from base 5 to 1093 and encodes 362 amino acids. The transcript has a single exon. Lineage: Eukaryota; Viridiplantae; Streptophyta; Magnoliopsida; Asparagales; Asparagaceae. The record is from RefSeq and is a predicted model, not a curated record. Gene Ontology annotation, molecular function: protein binding.